Rhipicephalus microplus (southern cattle tick) is the source of this 2117-nucleotide messenger RNA. Its product is annotated as major heat shock 70 kDa protein Ab. NCBI's taxonomy places the organism in Eukaryota, Metazoa, Arthropoda, Arachnida, Ixodida, Ixodidae. The record is from RefSeq and is a predicted model, not a curated record. Gene Ontology annotation, molecular function: ATP-dependent protein folding chaperone; ATP binding.
AUGGCCGCCACUCCGGACGAGCCGGCCAUCGGCAUCGACCUGGGCACCACCUACUCGUGCGUGGGCAUAUUCCAGCAUGGUAAAGUUGAGAUCAUCGCAAACGACCAGGGCAACCGCACGACUCCGAGCUACGUCGCCUUCACCGAGACCGAGCGACUCGUCGGCGACCCGGCGAAGGCGCAGGUAGCCCUGAACCCGGAGAACACCGUGUUCGGUUCCAAGCGACUCAUCGGGCGCACCUUCGAUGAUCCCAAGCUACAGGACGACCUCAAGCACUUGCCCUUCACCGUCGUCAACGAAAACAACGCGCCCAAGAUCAAGGUGAUUUACAAGGGCGAGGAGAAGGUGUUCAACCCGGAGGAGAUUUCGGCCAUGAUACUGACCAAGAUGCGAGAGAUCGCCGAAGCGUACCUCGGUCAAAAGAUUACGCUCGCCUGCGUCACCGUGCCGGCUUACUUCAACGAUUCGCAGCGACAAGCGACCAAGGACGCCACCACUAUCGCCGGUCUCACGGUGCCCAAAAUACUGAACGAACCAACGGCCGCUGCCUUGGCCUACGGCCUGGACAAAGUAACCAGCGGCGAGAAGAUCGUUCUCAUUGUCGACCUCGGCGGUGGGACUUUCGAUGUUUCCCUUCUCUCCAUCAAGGACUCGCAGACGUUUGAUGUGCUCGCGACGGCGGGAGACACGCACCUCGGAGGCGAGGACUUCGACAGCCGCCUGGUGGACUUCUUCAUCGGCGAGAUCAAGCGCAAGUUCAACACAGACAUCUCCGACAAGGCGCGCGCCGUGCGUCGACUGCGAACCGCGGCCGAGCGGGCCAAACGCAUCCUCUCUUCCACCGCAGAGACCAGCAUUGAGAUAGACGCCCUCUUUGAAGGCACUGAUUUCUACACCAAGAUCACACGCGCCCGGUUCGAGGAGCUGUGCCUGGACCUCUUCAAGAGCACCCUGGGGCCGAUCCAGAGGGCGCUGGAUGACUCAAAGAUGGACAAGAUGAAGGUCAAUGACAUCGUCCUGGUGGGAGGAUCAACACGUAUUCCCCGAAUACAGAAGCUCGUCAAGGACUUCUUCAACGACAAGGAGCUCUGUUUUAACAUAAACCCGGACGAGGCGAUCGCCUACGGGGCUGCCGUCAGCGCCGCCUUGUCGGCCGGCACCAAGGAUGAAACCAUCAAGGACGUCAAGCUUCUGGACGUGGCACCGCUGUCUCUAGGCAUCGAGACGGCGGGUGGCGUCAUGACAAAGAUAAUCAGCCGCAACACGAAGGUGCCGUGCAAGACUUCAAAGCCGUUCACGACGUACUCUGACAACCAGACGGGAGUCACUAUUCAGGUCUAUGAAGGGGAGCGGGCCAUGACCAAGGACAAUCACCAUCUCGGUCGCUUCGAGCUGACCGGCAUACCGCCGGCCCCACGGGGUGUGCCUAAGAUCGAGGUCACCUUCGAUAUCGACCACAACGGCAUCCUCAACGUGUCGGCCAGGGACGAAAGCACGGGGCAUGCCAAGUCCAUCACUAUCACCAACGACAAAGGUCGACUUUCCCCGGCCGAGAUCGAGCGCAUGCUCAAGGAGGCCGAGUUGUACCGACUGGAGGACAUUGCAUUGAGGGAGCGGGUCGCCUCGAAGAACUCGCUUCAGAGCUACGUGUUCAGCGUCCAGCAGGCGAUCAAGGAAGUCGCUAGUGACAAGAUCUCAAGCGAGGAGAAGGAGAAAGUGCUGGAGAAGUGCAAGGACGCCAACGAGUGGCUGGAGGAGAACCAGAACGCGCCAGCCGGGGACAUACAGGCCAAGCUGAAAGAGGUGCAGGAGGUCUGCUCCCCACUCAUGAUAAAGAUGCAUAUGGGCUGAACCAAACCAAAAUGGCGGCGGCGUGCGCUUGCACUCAUCGGCGACCGGCGCCCUCAAUUGUCCCCGAAACGCCCGAGUGAAGAAACGCACAAUCCUCCCUCUAAACCACGCGAGGCCCAACGUCCGCCGGUAGUAGUGGCAAAAAUGUUUCACGAACGGACAGUCGUUUCGUGUUGCACACGGAAAGCAGCCCUGGCUGAUGGACAUACGAGGCGGCACUUUCCAGUCGGACGAACUUCCGCAGAUCCAACAUUAAAUUGUUUAGC